GUGCAUGCGAAGAGCCAGGCCUGGGCUGGGCCACGGCUCUCCCCUGGUGACACCACUCCAUCCCUGGCCUCCAGGCACUUGCACCCAGUUUAAAGAUGAGUGAAGAACUGUGGGUUGCCCUCACCCCUGAAGAAUUUGACCAGCUCCAGAAAUAUUCAGAAUAUUCCUCAAAGAAGAUAAAGGAUGUCUUGACUGAAUUUAAUGAGGGUGGGAGCCUCAAACAAUAUGAUCCACAUGAGCCGAUUGGCUAUGACGUCUUCAAGCUAUUCAUGAAGGCAUACCUGGAGGCGGACCUUCCCCAGCCACUGAGCACUCACCUCUUCCUGGCCUUCAGCCAGAAGCCCAGACAGGAGACCCCUGACCGCCCAAAGGAGGCGGCCAGCAGCAGCGAGGCCAACGGCCCAGAUCCUAAUGUACAGAAUGUCGAUAAUGCUGCCAAAGCAGACGAGGCCUGCGCCCCUGACACUGAAUCAAACAUGGCUGAGAAGCAAGAACCAGCUGAAGAUGAGGUGGCUGCAACCCUCCUGGGAGCGCCUGCUGCUCAGUCUUCAAGCUCGGAAUCCCCCAUAGUGUACCUGAAGGAUGUCGUGUGCUACCUGUCCCUGCUGGAGACGGGGAGACCUCAGGAUAAGCUGGAGUUCAUGUUCCGUCUCUAUGAUUCAGAUGAGAACGGUCUCCUGGACCAAGCGGAGAUGGAUCGCAUUGUCAACCAAAUGCUGCAUAUUGCUCAGUACCUGGAGUGGGAUCCCACAGAACUGAGGCCUAUAUUGAAAGAGAUGUUGCAUGGGAUGGACUACGACCGGGACGGUUUUGUGUCUCUACAGGAAUGGGUCCAUGGAGGGAUGACCACCAUCCCAUUGCUGGUCCUCCUGGGGAUGGAUGACUCUGGCUCCAAGGGGGACGGGAGGCACGCCUGGACCAUGAAGCAUUUCAAGAAACCAACCUACUGCAGCUUCUGCCACAUCAUGCUGAUGGGUGUCCGGAAGCAAGGCCUGUGCUGCAUUUACUGUAAAUACACUGUUCACGAACGCUGUGUAUCCAAAAACAUUCCAGGAUGCGUCAAAACGUACUCAAAAACCAAAAGGAGCGGCGAGGUGAUGCAGCACGCAUGGGUGGAAGGGAACUCCUCUGUCAAGUGUGACCGAUGCCACAAAAGUAUCAAGUGCUACCAGAGUGUCACUGCACGGCAUUGCGUGUGGUGCCGGAUGACGUUUCACCGCAAAUGUGAAUUAUCAACAUUGUGUGAUGGAGGGGAACUCCGAGACCAUAUUUUACUGCCCACCUCAAUAUGCCCCAUCACCCGGGACAAGCAAAGCGGGAAGUCUGACGGCAGCGUGCCAGCCAAGGGCGAGCUUGUAAUGCAGUAUAAGAUCAUCCCUACCCCGGGUACCCACCCCCUGCUGGUCUUGGUGAACCCCAAGAGUGGAGGGAGACAAGGAGAAAGAAUUCUUCGGAAAUUCCACUAUCUGCUCAACCCCAAACAAGUUUUCAGCCUGGACAACGGGGGACCUACUCCAGGAUUGAACUUUUUCCGUGAUACUCCAGACUUCCGUGUUUUAGCCUGCGGAGGAGAUGGGACAGUUGGCUGGAUCUUGGAUUGCAUUGAUAAGGCCAACUUGGCAAAGCAUCCACCAGUGGCUGUCCUGCCUCUUGGAACAGGAAAUGACCUUGCCCGUUGUCUCCGCUGGGGAGGAGGUUACGAAGGGGGCAGCUUGACAAAAAUCCUGAAGGAGAUUGAGCAGAGCCCCUUGGUGAUGCUGGACCGUUGGCAUCUGGAAGUCAUCCCUAGAGAGGAGGUGGAAAACGGGGACCAGGUCCCAUACAGCAUCAUGAACAACUAUUUCUCCAUUGGUGUGGAUGCUUCCAUCGCACACAGAUUCCACGUGAUGAGAGAGAAGCACCCUGAAAAAUUCAACAGCAGGAUGAAGAACAAGCUGUGGUACUUUGAGUUUGGCACCUCGGAGACCUUUGCAGCCACCUGCAAGAAACUCAAUGACCACAUAGAGUUGGAGUGUGAUGGGGUUGAGGUGGACCUGAGCAACAUCUUCCUGGAAGGCAUUGCCAUUCUCAACAUUCCCAGCAUGUAUGGAGGCACCAAUCUCUGGGGAGAAACCAAGAAGAACCGGGCUGUAAUCCAGGAAAGCAGAAAGGGCAUCACUGACCCCAAGGAACUAAAAUUCUGCGUCCAAGACCUCAGUGACCAGCUCCUUGAAGUGGUGGGGCUGGAGGGAGCCAUGGAGAUGGGGCAGAUCUACACCGGCCUGAAGAGUGCGGGCAGGAGGCUGGCACAGUGCUCGUCUGUCACCAUCAGGACUAACAAGCUGCUGCCAAUGCAAGUGGAUGGCGAGCCCUGGAUGCAGCCAUGUUGCACGAUUAGAAUCACUCACAAGAACCAAGCGCCCAUGAUGAUGGGGCCUCCCCAGAAGAGCAGCUUCUUUUCAUUGAGGAGAAAGAGCCGCUCAAAAGACUAAACGAUGUGCCAAACGGCAGCUAAGCCAAGAGUGAAAGCAAGAAACUGUACCUACACACUCGCACACACACAUUUAUGUGCACACACACACAGAAACACACACACUCUUCUCUAACCAGUGGAAGCAAAGCCACCCUUCAGGAAGAAAACUUCACCUUGCCAUACAUCCUACCUAUUUCAGUAAUGGAUACACCCUAACAGAGCCAGUGCCAACUUAACAUUCGGAAUGGACCUUGGGCCCACAAGGGUAUGGUUAGCUCAUGCAGCAACUUCCACAUUCCCACAGGCCUUGAGCAGGACUUUCUGAGACUGAAGGAGAAAUCCCCCUUCCUUUCCAUCAGCCCUGCAGGUUUCCUCAUGGACACUGGCGAGGAGCAGGCUGCAGGUUUCCUGCCUAUGGUGAGGUCGGAUGUGGCCGAGGGAAAGGGCUCCAGUUCCAGAGAACUUGCACAAAGGUCCCCCUGUACAGAGACAAAACGGCCUCCGGCUCUCAGAGCACACUCCUUGGCAGGGCUCAGCAAGCGCACGUUGGUUUCUUGGUUGUCCUCUGAGCGACAACUUCUCCCUGAACUUGCUGAGGAGGCAGAAAGGCCGUGGAAAGCUGUGUUUCCAUUCCUGGUUCUCUGUGUUGUCAGUGGGCACUUAUUUUCCCAAAGCCUUCUCCUGGUGACUGUGUGUUUGUUUAGAGGUGGCUCCAAGAGCCCCCAGAGCUGCCUGUGCAGCACACCUUAGAUGUGGUAUUUAUUUUCUUAGUUCUCUGAACACCUGGGAGGGAAAGCAGAGAAACUGGGAUUUAUUUUCCAAAUUGGUGUCAUAAUAUUGUG
Molecule: messenger RNA, 3294 nt
Organism: Lemur catta (Ring-tailed lemur)
Lineage: Eukaryota; Metazoa; Chordata; Mammalia; Primates; Lemuridae
Gene: DGKG
Product: diacylglycerol kinase gamma
Exons: 24
Coding region: 96-2471 (791 amino acids)
Biological process (GO): lipid phosphorylation; diacylglycerol metabolic process; intracellular signal transduction
Cellular component (GO): plasma membrane
Molecular function (GO): ATP-dependent diacylglycerol kinase activity; calcium ion binding
Source: RefSeq, a predicted model, not a curated record